GGAGGGGACGGGGAUUUCUCUCCCUGCGUUUCUGUUAACGAGGGCGUGGCUUUCAGCGGCAUCAUUGGCAGUGGCCUCUGCGUCUUCUCCAAACACCCGGUCCAGGACUUGACCCAGCACGUGUACACCCUCAAUGGCUACCCCUACAUGAUCCACCACGGCGACUGGUUCUGCGGGAAAGCUGUGGGGCUGCUGGUGCUCCAGCUGAGCGGACUGGUGCUCAACGCCUACGUGACCCACCUCCACGCCGAGUACAAUCGACAGAAGGAUAUCUACCUGACACACCGUGUGGCCCAAGCCUGGGAACUGGCCCAGUUCAUCCACCACACGUCCAGGAAAGCUGACGUGGUUCUGCUGUGUGGGGACCUCAAUUUGCACCCGAAGGACCUGGGCUGCCGCCUGCUGAAGGAGUGGACGGGGCUGCAUGACGCCUACCUCGAGACCCAGGACUUCAGGGGCUCUGAAGAAGGCUGUACCAUGGUACCCGAGAACUGCUAUGUCAACCGGCGCGAGCUGGAGCCGUUUCGCCUUGGCAUCCGCAUCGAUUAUGUGCUUUAUAAGGUCAGACCU
Manis javanica (Malayan pangolin) is the source of this 570-nucleotide messenger RNA. NCBI's taxonomy places the organism in Eukaryota, Metazoa, Chordata, Mammalia, Pholidota, Manidae. The record is from RefSeq and is a predicted model, not a curated record.